UAUCCUCGUGGCAGGUUUUGCAAGAGCUAAAACUGGGAUUCCAUCAUUGAGGUAGCGUCAGUUGAGCUAGAAGUUGUGAAUCCAUCAAGCGAUCAUGAGUGGUCGAUUCUUGACUGGUUAUGCUUCAGCUCCUGUUUCACCUCAAGUUAGUCGGCAAUCAUCUCCUGCUCUAAGCGACCAUGAUUCGUAUUUGUCGGAGCUCUUGUCCGAGAGGCAGAAGCUUAGUCCGUUCAUGCAAGUUUUACCGAUUUGUAGCCGCCUGAUAAAUCAAGAAAUUGCUCGAGUCACAUCCCUCGUUGGCGCGCAAGUGUUUAUGGACCAUGACUCGAUCGAGCAUUCGCCUCCAAUGUCCCAUCAACCUCACUCGUCUCAUCAGCCAAUCUCGUCUCACCAGCCACAUUCAUCGCAUCAGGCUCUCUCUCAUCCUCCUCAUCCACCACAUCAGUCUCAUUCAUCCCAUCAAACACAUAUCUCGCAUCAGUCUCACCAGAUUCGGCCGUCAUCUAGUGGAUCGCCGUUUGAUUCUGGAACAUGGGCUCCGAUGCCAUCUGAGGUUGGGCCAUCGUCGUCUCUCUUCCUGAUGCAACCCACGAGCCAACCGUCAGCUUCGGGAACCCUUGUAGGCUGGACGGCUCAGCCUGGCGCUGCUCCGAUUGUAAAAAAGACGAGCCGUUUGGAGGUUCCUGUGGAUAAAUAUCCGACAUUUAACUUCGUCGGAAGAAUCUUAGGGCCACGAGGGAAUUCGCUGAAACGAGUUGAAGCCCAGACAGGCUGUCGUGUGCUCAUUCGCGGUCGUGGAUCGAUAAAGGACGCUGGCAAGGAGGAGAAGAUGCGAGACAAGCCUGGAUUCGAACAUCUGAACGAGCCUCUGCAUGUUAUCGUCGAAGCGGAGCUCCCUGCCAAUGUUGUUGACGCGCAGCUUGCUCAAGCUUGCGAAAUCCUUCAGGAGCUUCUGAGGCCCGUGGACGAAACCCAUGAUGUGGUCAAGCGUGCACAACUUCGUGAAUUAGCCAUUCUAAACGGAACUCUCCGGGACGACCUGGGAGCUCACAGUUUGUUUUCAGGGUCCCCAUUGCCCUUUGGUGACGUGGGACUGAAGAGAGCUAAAACUCGGCGAUAGCGAGUACUGAACGCGACAGCUGAGAUUAGCACGCACAAGGCUGACCCGGAUUUUCCUGUUUGGCAAUGCGUAUCUUCUGUUCUGGACGACUAAGUUUACAUGCCACGGUUCAAGGGAUUACCUCAUGAAGCCAUCAAUCAGGAGUAAAUGUUGGAACUAAGUGGAGUGGAGCAAAGGAUAGCUACUUCUGGCAGCCAAUUUAGUUUGAAGCAAGGCAGCAAUCUUCGGCCAGGUCACUUGGAUUGGCAUGAGCUUCCCUGCACUAGGCGAUUGUCACAAUUCCCAAUAUCCUCACCCACGUGUUUCCUAAUUUUUAAGAGAGUGUCUUGGCUGCACAACAUUGGUUUGUUAUACAGCCACAAGUUGGGUUCUCAGAGCCAUCACAGAAUUCAGUUAGGAUGGUAGCAUUGAAACAAUGAUAGACGUUGAGCAUUAUGUAAUUUUUUGAAAGCGUGUAA
Molecule: messenger RNA, 1578 nt
Organism: Closterium sp. NIES-67
Lineage: Eukaryota; Viridiplantae; Streptophyta; Zygnematophyceae; Desmidiales; Closteriaceae
Source: the annotation of a GenBank genome assembly